Messenger RNA from Paramuricea clavata, 995 nucleotides. NCBI's taxonomy places the organism in Eukaryota, Metazoa, Cnidaria, Anthozoa, Malacalcyonacea, Plexauridae. The record is from the annotation of a GenBank genome assembly.
AUGUCUCAAGUUUUAGCUUCCGGCAAAUUGUCAAUGUUCGCUGAAGAUUUAAAGUGCUACAAAAUAAUAAAAUCAUUGGCCGAUACUGCCAUCCUUCAAAACGACCUAACUUCGCUUUAUUCGUGGUCUACCGUAAAUGAACUCCGGUUCCAAUCAUCGAAAUCUCAUAAUUUACGUAUUAGUAGGGAGAAGACCAGUCGGCCAGAACGACUUUACACUCUCGAUGGAAAUGAACUUGAAAUAGUAAUUAAGGAAAGAGAUCUUGGUGUAACUAUAGCGAAAGAAUUAAAGUGGAACGAGCAUAUCAAAUUAAUCGUGUCCAAAUCAAACAGAAUGCUUGGAUUCUUGAAGAGAAAUUGUUUUGUUAAAAUGCUGAAAAAGACUCUAACAUUACUGUAUACCUCGUUGGUAAGGUCACAUGUUUGUUUUGCUAAUUCGGAAGUCUGGGCUCCACAAUCUACAAUCAGGGAUAUAUUAUUAGUUGAAAAAACCCAACGACGAGCCAUCAAGUUUAUAUGUAGAUCUGCAAACCUUAGUUACAAAGACCGUUUAAUUCAGCUUAAAUUAUUGCCGCUUAAUUACUGGUUGGAAUAUCUGCAUGGACCUUAUAUUUUUCUUCAAGUGCAAGUCUGAACGUAUUCAUCUAGAUUUAAACAAUUACGUCUCUUAUUGCAAUUCAAACACUGCAUGGGCAUGGUAUUACUUCCUUGUGUCUGAAUGUGCAGCAUGCACGGACAAGUUUGUUUCGGGACUCUUUCUUUAAUCGAAUUUCAAAUCUUUGGAAUGCAAUUCCAGACAAUAUUAAAGCUGAAAGUUCAGUCAACUCUUUUAAAGAGUCUUAAAACUUUUUUUUACCAGACUCUUCCAAGUUUUUGACGGCAACAACAUACAUUCUUCUAAACUGAUAUAUAUGUCCUAAAUGUCGCCAAAUUAACCCUUUGACCGUUUGCACUUGUUAAUCUUUAUGGUGUAAAUAUGUAUAUUGUAUGUGGGUG